UUUUUUCUUUCUUUUUUUCUUUUGCUUUGGUAACAAUGAGUAAUGAAGAUAUCAUCAAGUUGAAUAUGGGAGGAAGCCAUUUCUGCAUAUCUAAAGAGACAUUAAAGCAAGGUACAUUCUUUAAAAACUUGCUUGAAAAAGGCAACAAGGAAGAAGAAAUCCACAUUGAUCCUAGUCCAGAAUUGUUUGAAGAAAUCCUUGGUUUCUUGCGAAGUUGUGAAAUAUUAAUGGACGACAAAACCGAUCUUUUGGAGCCGAGGCAAGAAGCCAUUUUUUAUGGCUUUCAAGAUAUGAUCAAGAGCAUUGACCAUGCGAUUGACAAUCUUCUUUCUGAACAGCAAAAGAUCUUUGUAGUGAUGGACAUGCGGCAGUUUACUGACUUAUCUAUCUGGACAAGACACCCACGGGUGAUGCUAUUGAUUUAGAGACCAAUAUAUCUGAUCUGUAUGUAGUCAUUGCUACAUUUGAAUUCACUGACCGCAAUGGAAGUAUUCAGU
Gilbertella persicaria is the source of this 497-nucleotide messenger RNA. RefSeq lists its product as uncharacterized. The transcript has a single exon. Gene Ontology annotation, molecular function: protein binding. Lineage: Eukaryota; Fungi; Mucoromycota; Mucoromycetes; Mucorales; Choanephoraceae. The coding region runs from base 36 to 425 and encodes 129 amino acids. The record is from RefSeq and is a predicted model, not a curated record. Gene Ontology annotation, biological process: protein homooligomerization.